Bacidia gigantensis is the source of this 1596-nucleotide messenger RNA. RefSeq lists its product as uncharacterized. The record is from RefSeq and is a predicted model, not a curated record. NCBI's taxonomy places the organism in Eukaryota, Fungi, Ascomycota, Lecanoromycetes, Lecanorales, Ramalinaceae. Bases 1 to 1596 code for a protein of 531 amino acids. The transcript has a single exon.
AUGACUAGAUUUCUAACAACAGAGCGGAAACAAGCUAUUAAGUAUCAAGUAAAAUUAUUUGGCAGGGCAACGCUUACAAUAUGGGCCAUAUUCGGUCUUCUUUUCCUCACACGGAGUGUCCUUGAAUUUGAUCGUGAUGAUCUUAGAUAUCCUUCACCACCAGGGUGGACUUGGUUGACCAUAAUCGGGUGGCAUCAUGCAAGAAGAGGUGAGAAAGGGGACGAGAAGACGGGGUUCGUCGACUGGCCAGCAAUUGCUCAAAUCUACAGUCAUGUCCUGAUGAGACUUGAAGAUCCAGAGCUAGACGGCGCGGGCUUGCAACCCAUAUUAAAGGAAGACGGCGAGAUAUCUGUUGCAGGAGUGGGGAAAACUGGACUGGAUAUCUCUGCAAGACCAGAGGCAUGGCGACGAGGAUACUAUCAAGUCCUAAUGGGCAUGGCGAGAACUUCAGAGAAUGUUGAAAAGGUAGUGAAGGACGCGAAAAGGCUCAUGAUGUUUCCAGCGGACACCGUCGUUGGUCCUUCUAACCCACAUCCAAGGCAGCCACACCGAGGCGCUGAGCCCCCUCCUCUCGAGGAAGAUGUUCAACAGGCCUUUGAAUCUCCACAUGUUUACUAUUCAAAGCUACUUACAACCAACGGUUUUACUAAUGGCCAACGUCUUGAGGCGGCUCUUGCCUACGGCGAUUGGCUUGACUUCAAGGGCCUAUCGGACACUGCGGAAGACGUCUUUGAUUGGGGUUUGGAUAUAGCCAUGGGUGGGCUGCCGCAGGGGAUCAAUGAGGUUGUUGAUAUCAGAACCGGGAUAAUUUCUAAUGAAGCUAGUUAUGUCUCGUCUAACAUGCUGAUGGCAACCACGGCUUUGGCGUCACAUCACGCUCGACAUGGUGAUCUCGCCGCUGCGCUUCCCAUUUUUGCUUCCAUAUUGCGAGCUAGGAAGCAGCUCCCUAAAUCAUCAACGAAAAAAGGUGGUCGAAUCAAGCGCGAAAGCACUUGGUCCACGAUAUGGGAGUAUUGGAGCACUCUUUUCUCCAGACGCCCCUUUCCUCCUCAGCCUCCAAAUGGCGAUGAGAUGCCUGAACGUUCUGAUACCUCCAUCUGUGAGGAAGCAGGUCUGAUGUCUAACAUCGGAGAAACACUCUUCGCAUCGACAAUCUCCAAGUCAGCAGAAGCUUCAUCUCUCAGCAGACCUUUAGGAACGUCCUCUAAGAAGUCUACUAAAACAGGUCAUCUGAGGACUCAAGAAGAAGGACUUAGCUGGACUCGCGAAGCUGUUUAUUUAGCAGAAUCAACUCUGGAAUCCGCUGCCAAGAAUGACAGAGUGGCUCGAAGAAAAUGCAGUGAAUGUUUGGGUAGCGCUAUGGACAAUUGGGCUACCAUGGCCAGAAGUAUGCUCAAGGAUGAGCAGGCAGCCAAGCAAAUUGAACGGCCCAAAAAGAAUUGGUUUUGGGGAUCUUCUACGCCCGAGGACGAAAGCAAGUGGGAAUUUGAGACCCAAAUAAUCCAAGAGAAGCUCAGAACAGUGAGCAACUUACUGUCUCGGGAAGACAAGCAGCUGGAACAAAGAGACUUUUAUCAUUUCAUCUUUGGAAGAUGA